AUGGAAAUUCCAGACAAAGCGUCGGCAGAUGGAAUGCCUCAAGGGUUGAUGCACACCAGCGGCGAAGACACAUCUCUGGCAUUGAGGAGAGGACAUACCUACGCGAGCUUGCUUGGGUCUGUUCUUAUGGUCCCUUUCAGAAGACUUGGGUUCCUGUCGCGGGAGUCUGUGUUCCCUGUCUUGCUCGAUCAGGUCAAGGCGAGUGUCGACGGCGCAUCUUCGUCACCCACAAGCUAUGUGGUGAACCUGAGCUAUGGGAGGCAGAGAUGGAGAAUAAAUGUGGGGAUAGUGCAGCUGUUUUCCCUGAAUGCAUACCUUCACUACAGAGAGGUCAUGGACUCUCGGAGGGACAAGCCUGAUAUAUGUACGGAAGAGCAAUGCAGCAGCAUCGAGGAGUUUCUCCGGGCUGUUCUCCACAGAUCGAGGUACCUUGACAUUGGAAAGGUUUAUGACUUCUUCAGAAUAUCCAGGCACUCGUUCAGCGGGACAAAGAUGUUUGAGGACAAGUUCCAUGUGGACAUAACAGAUCUGGAUGGAGGCAGGUGUGCGGGCUCUUGCUAUAGGGUGUCUAGAAGCUCAGGAAAGAUGUAUGUUGUCUGCAAAAAGUCGCAUCUAGUGCUUGUUGACUACAAAAAUGGACACGAAGAUGCAGAUGUCCUGUUCUACGGAGGAGACCUGAAUGUGAAGUACAAGAUGAAUGUGUUUUAUAGCAAGGUGGUUAUCGACAAGGGUGGGAAGAGAUACACGAUCAAGUCGUUCAGGCAUGAGGCUGUGCGCCGGUUGUUUGGAGAGAUUCUGGAAGGAGAGGAAAGGAUAAGGGGAUCUAGCAGGCUUACAUCCUUCAGUCCCGUGAGAAGGGGAAAUGUCGUGAACUUCUAUGUUGAUGGAAAAAGCUACUUCUGGAACCUUUAUGACACGCUAUGCCUUGCAAGAAGAGAGGUCUUCAUCGCCGGGUGGUGGAUCUAUCCCACGCUGUAUCUUCGGGUGAAGCCCGUGGGCAAGGGACUGGACAAGAGAUACAGGCUGGAUCAUGUUCUGAAAGAGCUGGCGGAAAAGGGGGUGAAGAUAAGGAUACUGGUGUACAAAGAGGUUCUGAGGGCACUGAACAUCGACUCCAACUACACAUAUGAGUUCCUAUCGAAGCUCCACAGGAGGAUUGAGGUCCUUAGACAUCCAAAUGGCAUGGGGCGCAUUCCUAUCUACUGGACGCACCAUGAGAAGGUGGUUGUUGUGGACCAGAGAAUAGCAUAUGUCGGAGGAAUUGACCUGGGGCUUGGAAGGUACGACACGCAGGAGCACCCGUUGGUCAGUAAGGAGCACCAGGCUGGGUAUUUGGAGGCAUAUGAAAAGGAGGAGAACGGGCUAGAACCUUCCGAUCUACCGAGGAUGCCAUGGCAUGACGUCCAGUGUAAGGUUGUUGGAAGUUCUGCGUUUGAUAUAUCUCGGCACUUCAUUGAAAGAUGGAACUUCAUUGUCUCUGAGGACGGAGGGGGGAAGAGGACAGAGCUGUUGGUUCCGAACGAGGAGCUUGGGGCAAUAGACAGCAUGUCUUCGGACUCCUUGGAAGAUGGAGGACUCGUCAGAACUCAGGUGCUGAGGUCUGUCGGAAGAUGGUCGCUUGGGAUUGAUGAGGACUCGGUGUCAAGGGGGUAUUCGGAGGUGAUCCGGGGCUCCAGAAGAUUCAUAUACAUAGAAAACCAGUUUUUCAUUACAAGGUGCAGCUCUGCACCUGGGUAUCCGGAGAACACGGUUGGGAGAGUCCUUGCAGAGAGAAUAAUCGAGGCUGACAGGGCUGGAGAGGAGUUUAAGGUGUAUGUUGUGAUUCCCCUCUUCCCUGCACUUGAUGCAGGCCUUAUGGUGAGUCCGACGCCUGCAGUAGAGAUCAUCAGGAUCCAAGAGCAGUCGAUAUCGAAGGGGGAAAAGUCUUUGUACCAGGUGCUAAGAGGGCAUGGAGUUGACCCGGACAAGUAUCUUGUGUUUAUGUCUCUGAGGAAGGUACAUUUUGACGGGAAAAGAGUCGCCCAGGAGCAGAUCUAUGUGCAUUCGAAGGUGAUCAUUGCGGACGGGACAUCAGCCAUAGUCGGGAGCACAAAUCUUAAUGACAGAAGCAUGGUUGGAUGUAGGGACACAGAAAUAGCACUGCUAGUGGAGGAUGACAACGAGGUGGUUCACAAGCUGCUGAGGACCCUGUUAGAGGAGCAUCUUGGAGUCAAGAGGGGGGCGGAAAGAAGCAGGUGUGGACCUCUGGAUUUUCUGGAGCAUCAUCUACUCGGCAGCACACUUGACCUCGGAAGUAAUGACGUCUUCAACAGGAUUGUCGAUAGAGCAAGGACUAACACAGAGAUGUUCAAGAGGCUUCUUGAGCUGGAUGGCGGCUACGGUGGAAGACGUUUGUGCCCCUGCCCGGUGGACAGUGUCCUUGUCCAGAAUUUGCUUCAUGGAAUACAAGGCCAUCUGGUUCUGUUUACAGACGACCUUCUAGUUGGCAGAGAGUCUGAAAAAAGCAUCUUUAGUAUUCAUGGAUUUAUUCCAUCGGUGGUCUACUACUAA
This is a messenger RNA of Encephalitozoon cuniculi GB-M1, 2550 nucleotides long. RefSeq names its product phospholipase D. Gene Ontology annotation, molecular function: D-type glycerophospholipase activity. The record is from RefSeq and is marked provisional. Lineage: Eukaryota; Fungi; Microsporidia; Unikaryonidae. Gene Ontology annotation, biological process: phosphatidic acid biosynthetic process; cell motility; intracellular signal transduction. The transcript has a single exon. Bases 1 to 2550 code for a protein of 849 amino acids.